AUGGGUGCGGCACUGACAAGGUCCGCACAGUGGACGGCUGCGGGGCACGGGGCUAGGGCCCUGGAAACUACCCCUCUCAAUGAGGCGAUACUGAAGGAAAUUAUUGUGUUUGUGGAGAGUUUUAUCUGUAAACAUCCCCAAGAGGCAGACUAUGUUUUUGUAGAACCACUGGAAUGGAAAACCCGUUUGGACCCCUCAGCCUUUGGACUGGGUCAUGUUGUCAGUGAAACAACAGUCAAGUCAGAAGAAGCGGAUAAAAAUGGACAGCCUUUGCUAUUUCUCUCUGUACCAGAGAUUAAAGUUAGGAGCUUUGGGCAGCUGUCACGUGUGUUGUAUAUUGCCCAAAAUACGAAGCUGGAGGAAGCACAAGCAUGUAUUGAAGCAAACAGAAACCCCAUAGCAAAAAUCCUUGGCUUGGAUUAUAAUAUGAUAAAGGAAAUAAAUGAAGACUCAUCUGUAUUAACUAUUCUUGAUAAAAUUACCAAAGAUGGUGAUCCUGAAAGUGAGAUUAAGAUGAAGAUUGCCCUGCUACUCAAGCAGCUGGAUCUGCACCUACACAAUCGUUCUCUGAAAAAUAUUUCCCUAGAAAUACGAUUAAAUCCAGGGACUGUUAAGAAUGAUAUAGAGCUGCUUAAACGGUCCUCAGGAAAGGGAGAAAAGACAGUCUUGGAAUCUAUCGAGUACACCUCAGAUUACGAAUUUUCAAAUGGAUGUCGAGCCCCGCCUUGGAGACAAAUUCAAGGGGAAAUUUGUUAUGUGCUGGUGAAACCACACGAUGCUGACGCUUUGUGCAUUACUUGUAGCAAAGAAGGAGUGUUUUUAAAUGGUGGCAAAACAGAUGAUGAGGGGGAAAUUAAUUAUGAGAGAAAAGGAGAAAUUUAUAAAGACCUUGUCACACUUUUAAGAGAGAAAUCAGCAGUAUUUUCUGAAAAUAUGUCUCAACAGGACGUUAGAUUCAAUGGAGAACAGCAAAAGGAAGAGGAUCAGCCUGACGAGGCACCUGAGGAGGAAGCAGCCGCUUUACGUAAAGCUAGCGCUGCUUUCCGCAGGAGUGCGCUGGAGAGGAAGCAAAUCAGUUUGGGAAGGAGUCAGCUGACCAAGAGAUUAGAGCCAAGUUUGAACUGGAAGACCACUGUUGAUGCCAAAGGCAAAAGCUCACGAAGAGACACCCAAGAAGAAAAACGUGGAGGAAGACUUGAAAAGUCCAGACCAUCUACUUCACCUGGAAAAGCACAGUUAAUUCGUAAGAGUGCUGAAAAGAUUGAGGAGAUUAUUAGUGAGAGCUCCUCAGAGAGUGAGGAAGAUGAAGAACCACCUGACCAUCUUCAGGAAGCAAACACAGAUUUGCCAUCAGAAUACUGGCAAAUUCAGAAGCUGGUGAAAUAUUUGAAGGGAGGAAAUCAGACGGCUACGGUGAUUGCAUUGUGUUGCAUGCAGGACUUCAACUUAGCACAAGAGACCUGCCAGUUGGCGAUCAGGGAUGUUGGAGGCCUUGAAGUUUUAAUCAAUUUACUCGAGACAGAUGAAGUCAAAUGUAUGAUUGGUUCGUUAAAAAUCCUGAAGGAAAUCAGUCAUAAUCCUCAAAUCAGACGUAACAUUGUUGACCUUGGGGGCUUGCCAGUCAUGGUUAAUAUUCUUGACUCUCCACAUAAGAGCCUGAAAUGUUUGGCAGCUGAGACAAUUGCGAACGUCGCCAAGUUUAGGAGAGCCUGGCGGGCGGUGAGACGCCACGGGGGCAUCACCAAACUGGUCGCUCUGCUUGACUGUAGGCAGCAUGCCACAGAGCCUGCGGAGCGGAGCCUGUACGAGGCCCACGAUGGGGAGGUGGCCCGCUGCGGGGCACUGGCGCUGUGGAGCUGCAGCAAGAGCUACGCGAAUAAAGAAGCCAUUCGUAGAGCUGGGGGCAUCCCUCUGUUGGCUCAGUUACUGAAGACUUCUCAUGAAAACAUGCUAAUCCCAGUAGUGGGGACGUUGCAGGAAUGUGCCUCAGAGGAAAACUACCGAGCUGCAAUCAAAGCUGAAAGGAUAAUUGAAAAUCUGGUAAAGAAGCUAAAUAGUGAAAAUAAGCAGCUGCAGAAGCACUGCGCCAUGGCCAUCUACCAGUGUGCCGAAGAUGAGGAAACCCGCGAGCUGGUUAGGCUGCAUGGAGGACUCAGAGCCCUGGCUUCUCUCCUCAGUAACGCUGACAAUAAGGAACGGCUGGCCGCUGUCACAGGGGCCGCGUGGAAAUGUUCCACCAGCAAAGAGAAUGUGACCAAAUUUCGGGAGCACAAAGCCAUUGAAGCCUUGGUGGGACUUUUAACUGACCAGCCAGAAGAAGUGCUCGUGAGCACAGUUGGUGCGUUGGGAGAGUGUUGCCGAGAGCCUGAGGGCAGAGUCACCGUCCGCAAACGUGGUGGCGUCCAGCCACUCGUGGACCUCCUCGUGGGAACAAACCGAGCUCUACUUGUCAAUGUCACAAAAGCGAUCGGUGCUUGUGCAGUAGAGCCCGAGAGCAUGAUGAUAAUUGAUCACUUAGAUGGAGUUCGUUUGUUGUGGUCCCUACUAAAAAAUCCUCACCCAGACGUGAAGGCCAGUGCAGCUUGGGCCCUCUGUCCCUGCAUCCAGAAUGCAAAGGAUGCUGGAGAGAUGGUUCGUUCCUUUGUUGGUGGUUUGGAACUUGUUGUCAAUUUACUGAAGUCAGAUAAUAAAGAAGUUUUGGCGAGUGUAUGUGCUGCUAUUACCAAUAUAGCAAAAGAUCAAGAAAAUUUAGCUGUUAUCACAGAUCAUGGAGUUGUCCCUUUAUUGUCCAAACUAGCAAAUACAAAUGAUGAUACACUGAGACGUCAUCUAGCAGAAGCCAUUUCACGUUGCUGUAUGUGGGGCAGAAACAGAGUGGCCUUUGGCGAGCACAAGGUAGUGGCUCCAUUAGUGCGGUACCUGAAAUCAAAUGACACCAACGUGCACAGAGCGACAGCCCAAGCCUUGUACCAGCUUUCAGAAGAUGCCGAUAACUGCAUCACCAUGCACGAGAACGGCGCAGUGAAGCUUCUACUGCAUAUGGUGGGGUCACCUGACCAGGAUCUCCAGGAAGCCGCAGCUGGCUGUAUAGCCAACAUUCGCAGGUUGGCUCUUGCUACAGAAAAGGCGAGAUACAAUUGA
Molecule: messenger RNA, 3141 nt
Organism: Lipotes vexillifer (Yangtze River dolphin)
Lineage: Eukaryota; Metazoa; Chordata; Mammalia; Artiodactyla; Lipotidae
Gene: ODAD2
Product: outer dynein arm docking complex subunit 2
Exons: 19
Coding region: 1-3141 (1046 amino acids)
Molecular function (GO): protein binding
Source: RefSeq, a predicted model, not a curated record